AUGAUUGGAGAACAACAAAUGGUGAAAAGCUACGCAAUUGCCAAUAAGUGUGUGCGGUUGCAAGCACGGCGGUGGAUAUCUAUCCAGCCUGUGUCGAAAGUUGUUGUUGAUGCAAAGAAGGCGGAUGUUGUUCCGGUUUCCGAGAACGUUCCCGACUUGAACUCGGAAAGCCACGAAAUCCCAACCGAGGUCGUCUUCGAAACCAUUGGCCAGUCUCAGUCCACGUUGUCGUUGACUGUUCCGCCUUCUGUGCCAAUACACUUGAAACGCGGCUCGUUGAUGUCGCUGUUCACGGCGUCAGAGACAAAGUCCAGCUUGAAAGAUGUCGUUCAGUCGUCUUUACAAUUACAAGAACCGUUCAAAAGGCUGGUGUAUGGCGGCCACGCGUCGCUAUACCAACGCUUGGUCUCGACUGUGCCGCUGGCGUUGCUUGUUUCUGCAUAUAACCCCAAGUCACUUUUCCGCACGUCGCAGACUUCCAAAACGUUCUGCAAUAUCACUUUGGACGGCACGAUCGACUGGGCGUUGUUUAAAACGGACUCGUUGCAAGCGUACGGAGGCAACUCUUUGGUGAUCAGUUCCCAGAGACUUCCGCAGACAGUGUCGAGAUCUGGAAUCCAAGCGUUUGGACUUCCAAAAGGUUCUGUUCCGGGGCUUUCCAAGAGACCGUUUUCCGGGUUCGAGCACGUUGCGGGACGUGGAUUUGUGUCGUUGGUCGGCGAAGGUUCGAUCUUCAAACUGAACUUGGAAGAGGACGAGGAGAUUCUGAUCAGAAGAGAUAACCUGUUUGCUGCUUCGAUCAAACAGAAACAAGACCUGCAGGAUGGGUAUUUUGUUCUACAGACACUUACCAGACAUCUGGAGACCGGAGAACGGGAGAUUGUGAUUGAUUCGGAGGGGAAGAAGACGUUCUUCGUCAAGGCUGGAGAUUACGUGCUGGAUCUGUUGAAGGCGUUCAAGGAGAAGAGACAGUCCUGGUUCGAGAACGUGAUUGGCAACGGAAGUUACAUCAACGUCAAGGGACCUCGCAUCUUGCUAAUACAGGCCAACACUGGCUCCGACAAGUUUUCUCUUGGACAGAACUACAACGUUUCCAAGAUCGAAAAGUACAUCAAAAAGGACGAAUUCCAGCAGCCAAAGUUGGUCCCAUCAUCAGACACUAAAGCUUGA
Messenger RNA from Ogataea philodendri, 1170 nucleotides. RefSeq lists its product as uncharacterized. Gene Ontology annotation, cellular component: mitochondrial inner membrane. The transcript has a single exon. Gene Ontology annotation, biological process: inner mitochondrial membrane organization. The record is from RefSeq and is a predicted model, not a curated record. NCBI's taxonomy places the organism in Eukaryota, Fungi, Ascomycota, Pichiomycetes, Pichiales, Pichiaceae. The coding region runs from base 1 to 1170 and encodes 389 amino acids.